Molecule: messenger RNA, 2342 nt
Organism: Rhododendron vialii
Lineage: Eukaryota; Viridiplantae; Streptophyta; Magnoliopsida; Ericales; Ericaceae
Product: L-type lectin-domain containing receptor kinase IX.1-like
Exons: 1
Coding region: 52-2103 (683 amino acids)
Biological process (GO): protein phosphorylation
Cellular component (GO): plasma membrane
Molecular function (GO): carbohydrate binding; ATP binding; protein kinase activity
Source: RefSeq, a predicted model, not a curated record
AUCGAAACUCUUUUCUGCUUUCUCGAAUGGAGAAUCGGCUCUGCCCCUGACAUGGCGACCUGCUACUCCCAAAUUCUGCUAUGCAAUCUGUCCAUAUUCUGCUUUCUUAUUCCAGAAACAAAAGCACUAAAUUUCAACCUGACAAGCAUAGGCCCUCAAUGUCAAAACGUCAACAUAACAACAUUCUCAGAUGCCUAUAUCUCAUCCCAAGGCAUCCAAGUCACCUCCGACGAGCAGAACACCGAUUUGAAGCAAGUUACCGGUAAGGCCACUUACAUCAAACCCCUUCACCUUUGGGAUAAAUCCACUGGAAACUUGACAGAUUUCUAUACGCAUUUCACUUUCGUGGUUGACUCGGACAGGCUUCCUUCUUUCGCCGAUGGACUUGCCUUCUUUCUCGCUCCAGAUGGGUCGAAUUGCACGGCUGGUGGUGCGAUGGGCCUCCCAAUUGACCCAGUUACGAUAGAACACACUAGCCCCUUUGUUGCUGUGGAGUUUGAUUCGUACUUUGAUAGCGGUUGGGACCCGGUUGAUAUCACUCCUGUUACUCAUGUAGGCAUCAGUGUCAAUUCUCUUAAAUCAAAUGUUACUGCUGUUUGGUACUGUAAUAUAACUAAUGGGAUAGAGAACGAGGCUUGGAUUAGGUACGAUUCAAGUUCAUACAAUCUAAGCGUAGUUUUUACUGGUUCUACUAAUACUACAAGAGUGGAAGAUACUAUUCAUCUAAUUAUCGAUCUGAGAGAUUACUUACCUGAAUGGGUAACAUUUGGGUUCUCAGCUGCAACAGGGGCGCUGUUUGAGAAACAUAAUGUUAAAUCAUGGGAAUUCAGUUCGAGUUUGCAGGGUAAUGAAGCCAACAACAAUGUUAAACCUUCAACGAAACCGGGACCAACAAGACUCUCCCCUGGAAUGAAACCGGGACCAAAAAAACUCUCCCCUGGAGAUUUGGCGGGAUUGGUUGUUGGCUCUGGUGUUUUGGUAGGUGGGCUGGUUUUGGUUGGAUUUGGCUUGUGGAAGAGAAGUAGAGCACAACAAGAGAGUAAGUUUGAAUUUGAGAUGUCCAUGGAGAAGGAAUUCAACUCCGGUAUUGGGCCGAAGAAAUUUUCCUACAAUGAAUUAUCUCACGCGACAAAUUACUUUCUGGAGGAACAAAAGCUUGGAGAGGGAGGAUUUGGAGGAGUUUACAGAGGUUUUCUGAGGGAAUCUAACAGUAAUAUUGCAGUCAAGAGGAUAUCAAAGGGAUCAAAACAAGGGAAGAAGGAGUACACAUCAGAAGUGAACAUCAUCAGCCGUUUGAGGCACAGGAAUUUGGUUCAACUCAUCGGGUGGUGCCACGAAAAGAAAGAACUACUACUUGUUUAUGAGUUCAUGGAAAAUGGGAGCUUAGAUUCCCAUCUCUUCACAAGGAGAAGCUUGUUGGCAUGGCAAACAAGGUACAAAAUUGCUCAAGAUUUGGCCCUUGCGUUGCGCUAUCUACACGAAGAAUGGGAGCAAUGUGUCGUGCAUAGGGAUGUAAAAUCAAGCAAUGUGAUGUUGGACUCAAAUUUCAAUGCCAAAUUGGGAGAUUUUGGGUUUGCUAGGCUUGUUGAUCAUGAAAAAGAGUCACAAACAACGAUGACAGCAGGAACCAUGGGCUACGUCGCACCGGAAUGUGUCAUCACAGGUAAAGUUAACAAGGAAUCAGAUGUCUAUAGCUUUGGAGUCAUGGCAUUGGAAAUAGCAUGCGGAAGAAGAGCAAUUUGUGACGAGGAUGAAGAAGUCGAGACAGGGAGUUUGGUGGAGUGGGUUUGGGACCUCUACGGGAGGGAAAAGCUGCUUGAAGCUGCAGACUUAAAACUGGGUGAAAAUUUCAAUAAGCAUGAAAUGGAAAGAUUGAUGGUCCUUGGCCUCUGGUGUGCUCAUCCUGACAGCAAGCGCCGGCCUUCCAUAAGGGAAGCGAUUCAAGUUCUUAAUUUUGAGGCUCCAUCGCCUUGUCUUCCACCGGCGAUGCCCGUAGCAAUUUAUUUCACUCCGACUUUCAUGGCUGACUCUUCACCUUUUCCAUUAUCCAACGACGACUCACACUGUUUCCAGAGGCAGCCAGAUGCAAUCUUCAAGGUCUAGUUACAAUAAUGUGCAUGAUUCCUCCAAGAUUGUUACGACGUUCCCUCAUGAGUACAACUCCUCUUCCAUUCGUGAUUUUUUUUUCUUAUAGGAAGUGGAAAUAUUCUACUAUAUCCAACCUAGGUAGGACUUCUUUUACCACUUGGUUUGUAAAUCUCUUUAAACUAGGCCAAGGAAGUUUUGUGCCCUGCAUUAGCUCAAAAUCUGUAUCAAAAGCUAAUCACUUUAAAUUCACCUUA